Cercopithifilaria johnstoni is the source of this 2043-nucleotide messenger RNA. NCBI's taxonomy places the organism in Eukaryota, Metazoa, Nematoda, Chromadorea, Rhabditida, Onchocercidae. The record is from the annotation of a GenBank genome assembly.
AUGUAUAAUCUACGCAAAAAAACUCCAAUAAAUGGCCAAGUAAUAAAAAAGGUUGACGUAAAAAUCCCACCAAAUUUACGUCAAAUCUUUGAAGUGAUAACAAAUCAGGUGCUAUAUCAAAGAAUAAUUCCUGAACUUAACCGACGAGUGACAGAAUAUCAGGAAUGGAUUUUUGAGGAAGAAAAAAAAGCGGAACAAAUUUUAAGAGACAGUGGAUAUGUGUUACCGCGAAAACGAACACAGAAUAAUCAUUUGCAAAAUGAUUUCAUAAAUCUACUUGGAAUGAUUGAUGAAAAUGAAAAAUGCUACGCGAUUAAUAGCAUGACGAAGCGAAAGGUACAGUUUCGGUCAAAUCCAUCACGACAUUGGGGGACGAAUUCAUCGUCAUCCAAUAAUGACUGUAAUAAUCUAUCGCUUCUACCAGCUAUAGUAGCAAAAGGUGUACGUAAUUUUUGUGUUAAACGAAUAACCAAUGCAGUUUGCAGAAAGAAAGAAAUAGUGAAAGCAGUAGUCGAAAAGACCCGAAAAUUUCGAGAAGAUAGCCAAAGUCGAGUGAAGCAACAUAAGAAGCAACUUGAAAAGGAAGAUGAAGAACGACGAAAGCAUUCAUUGAUCAAAAUUAAACAACAGGCUGUUAACGCAGCUGCAAAUAGAGAGCGUAAACGUCAUAAACUUUCUGUCACGCCUAUUGCUAAACGUACUCGAAGCGCUCAUAACGCAACUCCAAUCGCUGAGCGACUACGUAGCAAAACAAAAGAAACGGAACCUUCAAAACAAGAAAAUGGACAAAUAGUACCAAUAAAUAUUAUGCUACAGCACCGAGGGCGAAUUAAAAUGAAGAAGAAGACGGAAAAGAAGGAAGCAAUUCAUUAUGAUACUAUGAAUCGUUCAACUUCUCCAAUGGAGACUAGUGUUAAUCAAAUUGCUUGUAUUAAAUCUGAUUUGGAAACAACUAUAUUAUCUGAAUUAAAAACUGCCAUUUCUGAAGAAUCCAAUAUCGAAGCAACAUUGUCAUCUAAAUUUGAUUCCAAUGUGUUAAAAAUAAAAGAUUCAUCGAAGACAGAAACUGCAAUUCUGGAUUCUGACAAGGAUAUGGAGCAAAACCAUACAGGUAUUGAAUUCGCAGAUGUUCUGAAAUCAUGUCAUGCGUCACAAUUGUCUACGUCAGAAAAUUCUUCAAAACAAAACGAUGAUGCUAAUAUUCAUCAACCUGACAACUCGUUAUCAAUGAGUUUAACAUCCAACAACACCGCAUCAAUUUUGGAACGCACUCGUCCCGGUAAUAAAAGUAUUGAUUUUCCGAAAAGAUCCACGUGUGUGAUUCAUCGCGGCGAAAUGCAUGAAGUUGAUGACGUUAAUGUGAUCCAUAAAGGUACAAAACGAUCGACAUAUUUAAUUCGUGAUCUGAAAUAUGAGAGAAACAUUACUAGUGACGAUUUCCGUGUAAUGUCAAUGGAUAUGAGGUCAUCAUCCUCACAUCAAUCCAAGACAAUAAUGGUGCAUGCAACAGACGGUGAUGUCAUAAAGGGUGCAGGAGAGAAACGCGGAAAAGUGACCAGUACAAGAUUUCCAGGCCGACAAACAUUAGAGAAAUUGGUAGAGCAAGAAUUAGCCAGAAUACGUCAUUCAGAGGAUGCUGACAAGAGAAUUGAAGAGGAAGAAACAGAUUAUGAAAUUUACGAUUUGUUAUCAAAUGAUGAAACUGAUUCCAAUGAAAAGUCGUGCAAGAAGAUUCCAUCUUGGGCUAAUGAAGAGAAUGUACGACAGAUUCUUGAGAAACAACAAAUAUGGUCUCAAACUAAUAUCGAUUCUUUAUUUGGUAAAAUUCACCCACCUGAUAUGCAAAAAAUGUUUGGUGAUGCGCUCAAAAUACGAUCAGCAACACGUAGUUCAUCAGCUAUGUGGGAAUCACCCAUUUGGAAUCCACGUGUAGGUUAUAGCGCCUAUCAUUUUACAUUUCAACAAACCGAAAACCAAGAAUGUAAUAAUGUUCGUCGAUCUCAACGUGUGAAGAAACCUGUCUCAUAUCUUCCGUUUUUCUGA